UGGCUGCUGUAGGUGAGUUGCUGUUCUGAGGGAAACAUGGUGAUGGAGCUUUCUGGAAGGGUUUCUUGGAUCUGCCUGCUUUUUGGCCUGGCUGCUGGUUUUCCUGCAGAUGGUUUUCCUUACAUGGCUGAGACUGGGCUGUCAAGCCCGUCUGAAUAUUCUUCAACUGAACAACUGUCUCCAUCUAGCUCUGAAGAGGCUGGUUCCUUCCCUGCAUUUUGGCCCAGAAGUUCUAGCUUGAUUACAGACUUUAGUUCAGAUUCUACAGACAUUUCCCCAAGGUCCUGGUACACUGCUGAGAAAACUCCUGUACAAUCAGGCAGUGGCAGCUCAAAUAUUCUGUCUAGACCUGGGUAUGGCCUUGUGUUUGGUGGCUCCGGGUCUGGGGUCUUCUCUGCUGGGGAUGCUGCACUAGGGGUUUUCCAGGACCUGUCGUCCUUGGGGAGCAACCUGCAGGAUGCCCGUCAGAUGAGCCUCGGUGAGGCCUGGAACAACAACAACCAGGUGGCCUUCGGCAGUGUUGCAGGUUAUCCUCAUUAUGCAGUUUCCCACGUCGUCCACUACAACAGCGGCUACCAGCGAGCAAGGGACGGACGUACUGAUCAGAAAUAUGUCAAGGAUACCUCUGGCCACAUUCCUCUACCUGAAAUCCACCUGGGACAAAAAGGUGGAACUGGCUCUAAAGGCCAGCAGGUCCAGAGAGGCUUGUCUUUCAGGGUGAACUGAACAUAGGCCUGCCUGGAAAGAUUCUUCAAGUUUUGAAUAAAGCGUCAUGUAUCUGGG
This is a messenger RNA of Melanotaenia boesemani (Boeseman's rainbowfish), 783 nucleotides long. RefSeq lists its product as uncharacterized. Lineage: Eukaryota; Metazoa; Chordata; Actinopteri; Atheriniformes; Melanotaeniidae. The record is from RefSeq and is a predicted model, not a curated record. Bases 37 to 726 code for a protein of 229 amino acids. The transcript is spliced from 5 exons.